AUGAUGUCCCCUCAGAAAAAUCCUAUAGACCUCAAAACGAUGAUCAAAGACACCAAGCAGGAUAUGGAUGAUGUCCACCAAGCCCUGGAAAAACUCCGAAGUCUCUCGCAGGAAGAGAGGACAGAGGCAGAAGUGUUGCGUUCACGAAUCGAUGAACAGUCUUCUCUGAUCUGCAUUCUGAAGCACAGAGCAGACGAGAUGCUUCAGCGCUGUCAGGCUCUGGAGAAGAUCAACGCAGAGUUGGAGAACCUGAGAGCCAACGUUCAGGUCGAGCUGGAGAACGAGAGGAAGAAAUCCAAUCAGCUUGAGCAGAGAUUCAGGGACCUGGCUGCCAACCACCGAGAGCUGAUUAACUUCAAGGAUGAGUACAAAAGCCAGAACGCAAAGCUGACGAAAGAGAAUGAGAGGCUCAGGGAAGAAAAUGAAACACUUUUCAGCAAAGAACUACAAGAAAAAGAGGAGACUAUCCUUAAACUGACCCAAGAACUCAAAGACUUGGCAGAACAGCAUAAGAGAUUGGAAACAGAGUAUCAGAAGAAAACAAAAGGUUUUCAGAUUAAACUGAAGGAACUGUUGAAUCUCCAUCAGAUCAAAGAAGCUUCAUUGAAGAAUGAACUAAACAAUGCACAAAAACAGCUCAAGAAUGCCGUUGAGAUGUGUGCAGAACUAGAUCUCAGACUAAGACAAACCCAGGAAAAAGAGACAAUGAGAGACACAAAGACUCAAGAAAGACUGGACAAACUCAUGAGGGAAAACAAUGAACUAAUUGAUCUCUCAGUGCAGCGAGGGAAAGUUAUACAGGACAAGCAAGCUGAAAUUCAGGAGCUGGAACGGAAAAGACAGGAGGCCGAGAAUGGCAGGCUAGAUGCAGAGUACAGGUUUCAAAAGGAGGCAGCAGCAGUUAACAGUGAGUUGAAAGUGAAGGAACUACAGAAUGCCUUAGAGAGGGCAGAGGACACAUGCAAUAAACUGAAAAAGGAGUUUGAGGCAUAUAAAAAGCACAGCAGUGAACUGCUUGAAAAGGAGAAGGAGUUAAACUGCAAACUUCGUCACAUGAUCAUCUGAACACUCCAUCCUGUCAAUUCAUUUGUG
Myxocyprinus asiaticus (Chinese sucker) is the source of this 1092-nucleotide messenger RNA. Its product is annotated as coiled-coil domain-containing protein 89. NCBI's taxonomy places the organism in Eukaryota, Metazoa, Chordata, Actinopteri, Cypriniformes, Catostomidae. The record is from RefSeq and is a predicted model, not a curated record. Bases 1 to 1065 code for a protein of 354 amino acids. The transcript is spliced from 7 exons.